AUGCAGGAGCGGAUGCGCUUGACCAAGCUGAGCCCGUCUGCUUGGAUUCCUCGCUUGGAGCGGAUCUUGUCCUCCAGGCAAAUGAACGAGUUCGAGAAGGAGGUAGUGAUCCUCUUGGUGGGCCUCAUCCUGUUACCCCAUCGCUUCCUACAGCGUGGUGCUGGGAUGUAUCACUGCCGUGGCGAGCCCAUCGAUGUGGCUACGGUGCUGGCGCUGCUGUCGCCGGACCUAGCGAGUCAAAUCGCCAACCGGAAGUCCUUCUACAAGGACUCGGUCCUCGUGAGGGAUCACAUCAUCCACGUGAGCACGAAAGGAGUGCAUGGAGACCUCUCGUCUUGUCCUGUGGAGAUCGAUCGGCGCAUGGUGGACUUCAUUGUCGGCUUGGACAGCGAGGUUCAUCAGCUGGUGGAUGGAAGUCACUUGUAUCUACCACAGACAAAGAUGGAGUCUGUGGUCCUGCCAGAAGAGACCAAGACAUUGAUUACCAAAACGGUUCAAAGCUUGUCUCUCUUCAAGAAAAGCAAGCAGCAGUUCAAACUGGAUGAAACCAUCAGCUCCAGUGGAUUGGUGAUGCUCUUUUACGGCGACUCAGGGACAGGGAAAACCAUGACGGCGAAUGCCAUUGCGAACCUCCUUGGAAAGAAGCUGCUGCUCAUCAAUUUUCCUUCUCUUGGUGGGGAGCAGGCCGCCGGCUUCAUCCGGAUGAUCUUCCGGGAGUCGAAGAUCAAUGACGCCGUCUUGUUCUUCGACGAGUGUGAAUCCAUCUUUGAGUCUCGGGAUAAAUCCAACCAGAGGGAUGUGAACAUGCUCCUGACUGAGUUAGAGCGGCAUGACGGCAUGAUCAUCUUGGCCACGAAUCGGCCCUUCGACCUGGACGAGGCGAUGCAUCGCCGGAUCACCUUGGCCAUCGAGUUCCAAAAACCGGACCACGUGUUGCGCAAGCACAUUUGGAGCUCCCUGAUUCCAGCGGCUUUGCCCCUGUCCGGCGACGUGGACCUGAGCGCCUUGGCCAUGCGCUACGAGCUGUCGGGGGGCUUCAUCAAGAAUGCAAUAUUGACAGCCUUGAGCAUAGCGUGUUCCCGAGCGCAAGAAACCAACCAAUCGGGUAAGCCUGACAUUUGCAUCACACAGGACGAUCUGGCACGGGGUGCCCAGCUGCAGCUGCGAGGCCGCUUGGCCAUGCGCAGCUUCGAGCGGCGCAUUGUGCCGCGGAGCGGGUUGGAAGUCUUGGUUUGCGGGCAAUCCUUGCGAAAGAAGCUGCAGGAGGUCAUUGACUUUGAAAAGUCCAAGACCGUUCUCUAUGGCCAGUGGGGCUUCGGUGGUCGCACGGCCUUCAGCGGUGGCCAACCCGAGAUCGGCUCCUGCGUUCUCUUCUACGGUCCACCGGGCACUGGAAAGUCCUUAGCAGCACAGGCCAUCGGCUUCGAAGUGGGUCGUGCCUUGAAAGUUGUCAACUCGGCCAACAUCGUGGACAAGUACGUGGGAGAAACUGGGAAGAACAUCGAAAAGGUCUUCGCGGAGGCGCGGUCUAUGGAGGCCAUUUUGGUCUUCGAUGAGGCCGAAGGCCUCUUUGGCCGGCGGAACGCGGAGGCGGCCAGCAGCGUCGACAAGCAUUCCAACUUGGAUUCAGGGCUCCUGCUCUACUGGUUGGAGCAUUAUCCAGGCCUAUGCAUUCUUACGACCAAUGCUCGAGAUGCUAUUGAUUCUGCCUUCUUCCGACGCUUCCGCUUCAUGGUGGAGUUCCCGCCGCCGGACCGGGCGACGCGCGCCCAGCUGUGGGACGCGUCGCUGCCGAAGCUGGCGCCGCGGAGCUCCGACGUGGACGUGCAGUCCUUGGCCUCGGAGCGGGCUCGAUCGGCCGGGGGGGGGACGAGAGGAAGGCGAAGCAGGUUGGAAGAACAGAGGAAUUGGAUCACUUGGAUCUAG
This is a messenger RNA of Durusdinium trenchii, 1926 nucleotides long. Lineage: Eukaryota; Dinophyceae; Suessiales; Symbiodiniaceae. The record is from the annotation of a GenBank genome assembly.